This is a messenger RNA of Dromaius novaehollandiae (emu), 725 nucleotides long. RefSeq lists its product as uncharacterized. The coding region runs from base 1 to 642 and encodes 213 amino acids. The transcript has 7 exons. The record is from RefSeq and is a predicted model, not a curated record. Lineage: Eukaryota; Metazoa; Chordata; Aves; Casuariiformes; Dromaiidae.
AUGACCGCGCGGCCGCUGGGCGUGAGCGAACCCGGGGCUGGCGUGGUGCCUGAGGGCAAGGCAGGGCCGAGCGCCACGGCUCGGCUUUCUGCCAUGAUGAACUUCCUCUCCCAGGUGAGCGCCGUGGUCAAGGCCAUGCCCGGCACGGACGGGCCAUUCCUCCAGCCCUGGAGCUGGCUGCGUGCCUGGGUGAGCAGCUCCACACAGGCCGCGGCCGGGGCGGCGAGCACGGCCGCCUUCUUCCUCUGCGAGGGGCUGCUGGGCCAGCACUUCGAGGUGGUGCCCAACGGGGCAGCCGAGCCCCAGCCCGGCGACCUCUUCCUCUUCCCGCUGGCCUCGGCGGGCCCUGGCUGGUGGGGCGCCCACGCCGGCGUGUACUGCGGCAACGGGGAGAUCAUCCACCUGGAAGCGGGGAUCGUGGCCAAGCACGGCAAGAGCCAUCUCCUGCGGACGCGGGGCCCGGCCAAGGUGCUGAGGAGGAAGGGAGGACUGGACCGGGCGGCGCUGCAGCGGCGGGUCCGCACCGCCAUGGACGAGGCCGUGGAGUACAACGCCGUCACCUGCAACUGCGUGCACUUCGCGCUCGCCCUGCUGGGCCUGGGCCAGCUCGCCGUGGGCACGAUCUCCCCGACGCUGCAGUGAAGGAGGCUGCGAUCCAGCCUGGGCCCUCUCUGAGACCAGAGCAUCCUUCCCAGGGCUGGCAGCAGGAUUCAGGAAGGAGUUGU